Molecule: messenger RNA, 2958 nt
Organism: Trematomus bernacchii (emerald rockcod)
Lineage: Eukaryota; Metazoa; Chordata; Actinopteri; Perciformes; Nototheniidae
Product: putative monooxygenase p33MONOX
Exons: 9
Coding region: 216-1190 (324 amino acids)
Cellular component (GO): cytoplasm
Source: RefSeq, a predicted model, not a curated record
ACUCUCGCGAUACUCAGCGAGAUCAGCCAACGUAAUCUAGCGAGGAAGCAGCUUUUUUAUUUAUCGGAAAGAAUAAUGGCUGCUAUCCGACUUCUCUAUUGUUUUCAACGAGGUCCAGUCGACAUUGCAGGGUCACAGAUGCCCCAGUCUUUUCUUUGAAGAAUCCUUUUCUUCUGAUCCUCUCCCGGUUGAUCUUAUUCCUCGUUACUGAAAUCAUGUCUGGCUCGAGGGACAUACCAGCCAUCGAGGGCCCCGGGAUGGGCGCUAUGAGGCUUCCCAUCGGGAUGACCCGACGAGCCCUGAGCUACGAUGAUAACAUGGAGGCCCCCAUGUCCACGCCCCCCCACGACAUCAGCAUCAACAACCUGUGGAGACGACCAAUCAUACCGGAGAGGAAGUUCUCCCGCCUGGCUGAGGAGGAUGAGAGUGGUGCAGUGAGACAGUCUUCAGUGGAGUACAGCGCCCCCUCCAGGUCUCCAGCUGUAGUGAAAACCAAGGCGAAAACCAAGGCGUCCUCCAUCAUGAACUCUCUCAUCACCAAGCAGACCCAGGAGAGUGUGUACAGGUUUGAGCAGAGGGCCGGGCUCACGGACACCAGCUACACCCCCCACAAAGGCCUCACCGCUGAGGAGACCAGGCACCACCACCGCAUGCCAGAAUCCCUGCAGAAACUGCAGAUCCAGAGCAUGGAGGCCAGAGAGGAGCGUCAGAGCGCCUCGGCUCAGUCCACUCCAUCCAACACACCACAAACAUCUCCAAAACAACAACGCAGGGGCUGGUUCGGCAGUACCAGUUCAGAUGUAAGCUCCAGCAACAGCAGUGUGGACCUCGUAGAUUCGGGGGUGGGAGGAGCAGCAGGAGCAGCAGGAGCAGCAGGAGCAGCAGGAGCGGCAGGAGCGGUUGAACGUUGGGGCGUGUUUGGCCCGCGGCCGAUGGUCCAGAAGUCCACAUCUGACCUGGCAUCAGACCCUGCAGCUGGCUUUGCACUGCAGGCGUACCGCGGCGCCCAGAAGCCGAGCCCCAUGGAGGUGAUGAAGUCUCAGGCCUCUCGGCUCGCUGACGGCCCCCCCGCUCAGGCCAUGGGCCCUCCCAAGAUGGAGAUCCCCACGGUGGAGGGCCGCCGGCAGGGGCCACAACCCCACAAGCUCAAACCCCGAGACAUGAACAUCCUGAUGCCGUCCGGCUUCUGAGAGGCCGCUAUACAGGCAGCUGCAGCAUGCUGGCAUCAACAAAUUCCACAUGGACGGAUCCUGGGAACUUUGUCCGGCUGAAGGUGAAGAAGAUGGCGAAGGGUCCCCUGUAAAUGCACUUUAUCCUAACGAUUAUCCCCCUACCCAAACCCUCAAGUCACGCAGCCCUCCAGGAUGCAAAUGACUGCAAAAAAAAACAAAAAACUUCUUCUGUGUUCAUAGUCUUAACAUCAUUACAAGUCAAAUGCAUUUGUGUUCUUAAAGGGACAUUUCAAUAAGCAGAGUGGCAACACAAACUCCAAAAGAAUUCCUUAAGUGUCGUUUAAUAUGAAUCAAACCAACAGAACAAAAAUGAAAAAUGGUCUCAGGAAAUUUGGCAGGCUCCUGCUCACUGAAACGUUCCCCUUAUCUGUUCUUUUUUAGAGAUGUUUUUAUUUAUGGAUAUUUUAUAUGCUACUAUAGCAACAGAUUUUGUUCCCUAGGGAUCAGAAGGAUCAAAUAAUGUCUGUGAAAAUCAGAGCUACAUGUCGACGGGGCUCACACACUGACAUGCUGCAGCGUUCAGGGGUUUUGGAUGUAAUCCAAAUGGAAUAUGAGGGUUUAAAUAUUCUUCCAGUUGUGGGUGUGUGAGCUACAGGUUACAUGUCUGCCUCUGUUGUUUUUACCACAGGGCAUACAAUGAAGAGUUUCUGUUUCUGAUGAGUUUUGGCGCUUACCAGAUUCUGUUUGUGUGUAUGUUGACUGAAGAAUAGGAUCCUGCAGAAACCUUGUGUCUCUGACAGAGUGAAGGAGCUUUUGCUUUUGGCAUUUAAGUCAAAAAACUACCGGCCGAAACAUGAUCUUUCUUGCAAUGGACAAUUCGGAGAUCUUGGGCUAUAUUGCUUCCAUAACAUAACUUCUUUUAGACCUCAAGAAAACCCAAAUGUUGUAGUUUAUUCGACUCAUUCUGUCUUAUUUGUUUCUGUAGAUUUCUCCUAAAUUCAAAAUGUUGUUGUUUAGAAACAUACAAAAUAUAACUAUAAUACAAAAAAAAUGUUUCUUAGUGUAUGUAAUCACCUGGGGAAGUUUCAUGGUGAAAUGCAUUUAUAAACAUAUUUGAUCAUUUCCCCCUGUAGUGUCUCCUAUUAAAGAUGAAUGCAGUGCUAGAAAGCUACAGUGCUAGCUUACUGCUAACAAACAGCUGUGUGUUCAGGGUUUCUGUAGGACGGUGUGUAUGAUGCUUCGUAGAGCAGAACAAGCGCUAUCAAAUAUAUCUGUCAAAUGAAAUGUAGCACCUGGCUGAUUAUUAUUAUUUCACUUUAAUUGUCAAGUGAUUGAAGUCUGUUGCGUAAUGUGACACAGCAGUGGAAGUGAAGUGUCAUGUCCGAGUAGUUUUCCUCUCCUGUGGUGUCAGUCAGGUGUUCAAAAGAUAACACUCUAAAUAUGAAAUGAAUAUGACUGUUAAUGUUUUGUGCCGUUUGUCCCUUUACAUUUCUCCCCGACUGAAGUCUCACACCUGAAUCUCCUCUGUGUGACUGUCGUGACCGAAUUAUCUGUUCAACAUUUUCCAGUUGAUGGUAAAGAGACAUUUCCCUUAUUUGAGCAGACUGUACACUUUUUGUUUCUUUGCCAAAAACGUUGAUUUGAGAAUAAAUGUUACAUUCUCGUCGGAAAAAAAGUCAGUGCAUCCGAACGUUUUUUUUGUAUUUCAUAUGGUUACUUUUUUCUUGCCAGUUAAAAGUCCUAAUAAACAAUGCAUUUGUAGUCAACCGGACCCAAUGGACACAGA